AUGUCUUUACCAAAUCUUUUUCUAGAAGAAUUAGGCCUGGAUAAGUAUGAGAAUAACGAAUUAGUACAAGAAGUUGUACAAGAUUUAUGGAACUUCUUUCAGUCUAAAAGUUGUGAAUGCCGGAUGAGAAAAACUAUACAAUGCUUUGAAAAAGUUGGGUUUCAAUGUUUUUUUGAACAACAUAUGCAGUUUCAUGGUUUAGAUAAAAAAGAAUUAGAUUUAGUUUUAAUGGGUCAAUUUAUGGCAUUUGAAUAUAAUCAAACAAAUGAAGAUAUUGGACGAAGAUUUAAUUAUCAAUUUAAUAAUGAUAUUAAGUUAUAUAAAAAUACAAAUCUCAACUAG
Dentiscutata erythropus is the source of this 342-nucleotide messenger RNA. NCBI's taxonomy places the organism in Eukaryota, Fungi, Glomeromycota, Glomeromycetes, Diversisporales, Gigasporaceae. The record is from the annotation of a GenBank genome assembly.